Molecule: messenger RNA, 6471 nt
Organism: Exaiptasia diaphana
Lineage: Eukaryota; Metazoa; Cnidaria; Anthozoa; Actiniaria; Aiptasiidae
Product: multidrug resistance protein 1
Exons: 28
Coding region: 202-6279 (2025 amino acids)
Biological process (GO): transmembrane transport
Cellular component (GO): membrane
Molecular function (GO): ABC-type transporter activity; ATP binding; ATP hydrolysis activity
Source: RefSeq, a predicted model, not a curated record
AAUUCUUCUGGUCAUAUAAAUAUAUCGUCUAAAAACUUGGUGACCGUCUUGGGACCAAGUAUAAUGGGGAUCACCAAGCACGUUCAUGGGAUACUARCUGGGAAUGGACUGCUUGAUUCAAGGAGCGUUGUUCCACAAUUACAGAUGAUUUCAAUGGAAUGUUAAGGUUUUAACUGUCUUUCGGUUAGAAUAUCUCCGAGAAUGGCUCCGAGGAAAAAGAACGCAAAAUCUGUUCUAAGAGAUACCACAUCACAAAUUCUCAUGAUACUUGGUACAUUGUUUGCUGUGCUGAAUGGCUUCGUUCCGUCCUUUUCAAUGCUUAUCUAUGGGAGUCUCACYGACGAACUAAACAAAUCAGACUUCAUUUGUACGCCAAUCAAUUUCCAAGUCAAUAUCACAGAUUCAACUGCCACAAAWGAGAUAGUAAGGAUUGAUUAUCUAACUCUGUUGGGUAUCAAUAGUUCGGGUAUUGUGCAGGUACUACUGAACGGGACUAUCGUAGAUUUYAAGGUGGCUGGUCAGAAUAUYUUAUUGCUGAAGAAUKUAAGUGUUCUGGAGCGUCASCUUGACCAACGUAACGAUUUUAAAAGUUUAACAAAGCAARGGGAGGCAAUUGUACAACAAAAACCUGUUACAAGAAGCAAGUCSAAGUUUAGUGCYCCCUUAAUCGAACAAUCAAAUCACAACAAAGYGGCCGAGGGUUGGUUUAAGUACGAGACAAAACUGGAAAACAUAAAGAAUGAAAAGAAAACACAACUCACUAAUAGCCAAAAUAAUGAUAAAAGAACUGCARGAACUCUGCCUACUCACAAAGAUGAUAUAAAAGACACUGGAUAUGAAGCAAAAGUAGUGAAUCAAACUGAUCGUUCAAAAUGGGAGACAGUACAUAGAAAAGAACCGAAUAAUGAACGAGACGCUUAUGAAGCACAUAUAGAAAAAUUAAAAGAUUUGGCUUCCAAACAAGGUAAAGAAGCUGAUAUCGAGGRCAAUACAUAUGACACUAACAUAGAAAAUCGAUCUUAUGGAAGCAAACAGAAGAUAAGCAACAUGAAAGCAACUUUCGUACAAUAUACUAACACCUUUUACAAAGAAACGAUUGAGAAAAGAAAUAACAAAAUGAAUGGAAUGCAGAAAGCAAAACCUGUCGUCAAAAAUGAUAAUGAUGAUGAUGAUGAUGAUGAUGACAAAGAUCAUCUCGAAACAAAAACUGAAUCGAAAAACGAUGACUAUUCACAUAGUAAUACUGGAGAACAGUUUGAGGAAGGUUUAUGGGAAGUAAUAUACAUAGGAAAGCUGAACAAAAGAAACAGCAUUAUCCGAAAAAAAGAGUUUCAAAAAAUCAAUAAAGAAUACCUACGCAAAAAGGGUAGAGAUAGUAGCACAAGAAAUGAUUCCAACAAUAGCAAAAUGAAUAGGGUCGAMCAAAACAGUGCAGUCACAGAAGGAGAUUACGCUACSGAGCUAUUACCAUUACACUCAAUGGGUCUGCACAAAACCAUUGUUCAAAAAGAUUURUAUAUGUCCCGCAAUCCCGUCUUCACCGUUACAGUUCCUACCAGAAAAGUUAACCUAUUGAAAACCAACGCAAAACAGAAUCGUUUGAAAUCUCAUGUCAUGCAGCAUAAAGUAUUCAACUCCUCAAAUAUUAACCAACCAACACACGUCAAUUUUACGCAUCCAAACGUUACUGGAGUCAAUGUUACGCAUCCAAACGUAACUAUUAUUAAUGUUACGCAUCCAAACGUAUCUGGUAUUAAUGUUACGCAUCCAAACGUUACUGGUAUUAAUGUUACGCAUCCAAACGUUACUGGUAUCAAUGUUACGCAUCCAAACAUUACUGGUAUCAAUUUUACGCAUCCUAACAUUUCUGGAACCAAUGUUACGCAUCCUAACGUUACUGGAGUCAAUGUUACGCAUCCAAACGUAGCUGGUAUUAGUGUUACGCAUCUUAAUGUAACUGGUAUUAAUGUUACGCAUCCAAACGUUACUGGAGUCAAUUUUACGCAUCCAAACGUUACUGGAACCAAUGUUACACAUCCUAACAUUACUGGAGUCAAUGUUACAAAUCCAAACAUUACUGGAACCAAUGUCACACAUCCAAACGUUACUGGUAUCAAUGUUACGCAUCCUAACGUAACUGGUAUCAAUGUUACGCAUCCAAACGUUACUCGUAUUUAUGUUACAAUUGCUAACGUUACUGGUGUCAAUAUCACGCAUCCUAACGUAACAAGUAUCAAUGUCCCCCAUCCUAACGUAACUGGUAUUAAUGUUACGCAUCGUAAUAUUAGUAAUGCUUUGGCCAUUGGUGUUAGUAAUAUAACGAUUUUAGUACGUAAUGGAAGUGAAAGGUGUGUUUUCAAUGAUAUUGAGAUGGAAGUACGUAUGAGAAAGUACGUUUGGUAUUACGUUUACGCUGCAUUAGUCACCCUUAUUUGUGCUUAUGGACAAAUCGUGUGCUGGAAUAUAGCAUCAGAGAGAAGUGCUAGGGACUUGGAUAUGAUGGCUAAUAAUAGUAAGUUUGACGAGGAUCCAGGUGUACUUGAUACACAAAUCCAUGAAGGAAGUCACUGGUCUCUGGGUAAACAGGGUAAAGGAAGCAAUUUUUCUGAUAUUAGCGAGACGCARCAACUAAGAAGUGAUGAUAUCGAUGCAUUGCGUGGUGGAUUUGGUGGRCAAGUUGCGUUUAUAAUUCAAAACGUGUCUAGUUGUUUGUCUGGAAUUGUAAUCAGCUUGAUUAAAAGCUGGAAACUAACGUUAAUCAUGCUCUUGGCUGCGCCUUUCAUGGGCAUCGUCGARGCUCUAGUCAUCAAGGUUGACAAGUAUAUUAGAAACAAGAGGAAGGAACUCAAAGACCAGGCAGGAAUCCUUGCUGGAAAAGGUCURGCGUCAAUGAAAACCGUUGUGGAUUUUGCAGGAGAGAUUGUAGAACAGCAUAAGUACGAAGAACAGGUAAACGAGGGAGGUCGUCUCAACAGACUGAAAGGAUUCGUGAAAGGAUUUGAAAAAGGCACAAACAUGUUUGUUGCUUUCACUUUUCUUGGCUUAGGAUUUUGGUACAGUACAAUUAUGCUUGCUAAUGGAAAUAUAAGCCCUGGCUCACUGCUCACGGUGUUUAUGGCGAUUAUUGGAGGAAUGAUGAAAAUAGUUGGUUCUGCAGAACAAAUAGACAAUGUUGGUGAUUCUAAAAGUUCUUUAGACUCAAUCCUUGGAUUUACACAAGAGGACGUCAACGCUGCAAAUGACAUGGUUACAAAUCAACUAGAAACAGUCAUGGGUAAAAUUGAUGUUUUCGACGUGUAUUUCCAUUAUCCGUCACGACCUGAGUAUCAGAUUCUCAWAUCCGUCGACAUAUCGGCUGAGCCAGGACAGACUAUUGCUUUGCUUGGUGAAAAGGGCUGUGGUAGAAGUACUGUCAUCAAGUUAUUGCAGGGAAUCUAUGAGCCUGAAGCAGGCAGGGUUCGUUUAGACGGCUACGACAUACGAACGCUGGACAGGCGAUGGCUACGAAGACAACUUGGAGUUGUCCAUAAGCAUCCAGAGUUCUUCGCGACAACGAUUGCUGAAAACAUAUCAUACGGCAAGCAGGGUCAUUGUACGUUGAAGGAGAUUGUACAGGCUGCAAAGGAUGCUGGGGCACAUGAAUUCAUAUCUCGUCUCUCUCAGGCUCGUCAAGGUCGCACAACAUUUAUAUCCACAAGUCACGUGAGUUUAGCCAGACUUGCUGACGUCAUAGUCGUACUACACGAAGGGCGCAUAAUCGAACAGGGAACCGCUAAGGAGUUAUUGAUGUCWGGAAGAGGUUUUAGCUAUCUGAGUACAGUUCAGUGUUUUGAAGCCAAAGUAGCGAAGGCCGCAAAAGAUGACAGAAUACAGAACGCAGAGUUUGUUUUAGAAUUAAAAACGGCACAGCCAUUGAACGCGUGUCAUAAAACAGACGACGCCAGUGAACAUUGCAAACCAUUUGAAAAAGAACACAACCACGGGAGGAUUGAAGGAAUAAAAGAGACAAUUCACCAUAAUAGAGAAGAAUUGGGAAAGAAGUUUGAGGAAAAGAAGCAGAAACUAAAAGAGCAAGCGCAGGAAAAGAUAAAAGACAGCCAGGCACAAAUCGAGAUUUUAAAGAUGCAGCUUCUGGACGCUCCAUUAUUAAUAUGCGCAGCCCUGGGAGCGAGUCUUGGUGGCAUGAUAGCACCUGGUAUUUCAUUUCUCUUCAGUAAAAUUCAGAAGUUUCUUAAUGACUCAGAGAGGGUUGUCAAAGAAGGUCCAUUCUACGCUGGCAUGUUUGUUGUAUUGGGAACUGUGGUCGCAUUUGGCGGGACCAUUGAGAAAUUCACGUCAACUUUAGUACACGAAAAGUUCAGACAACGUUUGGAAAAAAGGGUCUUUGAGAAAACUUUAUCAAAGAACUCAGCUCCUAAGUCAUUAUCCAGUGGAUUUUCACCUGAGAAACACUUAUCAGAAGCGACAGAYGCAAAAAUUCUAGAUGAUGAUUUCAAUCUGAAAGUCCUUGAUCAUCAAACAGAAGUCGUCCCUCCACCAUUUCGAUCAGAAUGUAAAGCUGCACCCCCCGGAUCUCCUAUUGUGAAGACAAUGAAAAAAUAUGACAAUGCAGACUUGGAUAAAGUACUGUCACAUGUUGACGUGCCCCCUGAAAAUAUCGAUAAACCUGUUGAGGAAGACCAUCGCGAUGUCUUCCGUGGUCUUGAGCGUGCUCAUAAACAAAAUGGAGUGUUGAAUAGCAAUAAACCGUGCUAUGGCGAGCUGUCGAAAGAGUGUACAACAAUUCCUUAUUCCAGUGCUGAAAAGAAGGAAAUACCUAGUYUCAAUAAUUUGAAGAAACCUGGGCAAAUCCCCAAUCCAGACGAUGAUUUAUUGCCAGCCGUUGAUACUGAAAGACAAGCUAGAGAAACAAUGGAGGAGAUGCAACGAGAUGUUGAUACRAUGAUGCAAAAGUCAAUUGGAAGAUUUAUUGGUCCAGAAGUUCAGUCGACGAUUUCUUCGUUAUUGACGUUUUGCAUYGCGUUCGCCGCUGGAUGGAAAAUGACGUUAGUGGCGUUAGCUGGGUAUCCUAUUAUUGUGUUAUCACAAAGAAUCCAACAAGACCAAGCAGACAGCAGCAUAGAAUCAUCGAAAGAUAGGAAGGCUUUUCAAUUGGCAUCCAGGAAAAUAGUAUCAAUAAGCUCUCUUGGGAUGGAAUUGAAGUUUUCAAAGAAAUUCAAGAGUAGCGCAAUGGAACGAUAUAGGAAUGCCUUGAGGAAAAUACUCUGUGGUGGUUUAGCGUUUGCUGUCGGUCAGGCAAUGGUGUUUAUUAUCUACGCUAUCGCUUUACGGUAUGGUUGCUUCCUGAUAUCGACAGGCGAAAUGGCUGCCAUUGAAGUUCUGAGUGUGUUAAUGACCGUGUUGUUUGGUUCGAGUGCAAGCUCGGGUAGUCAGGCGCCUGCGCAGUCGUCGACAGAAACCAAAGACUCAGCGAACCGUCUACUGGACACGCAGUCUGGUAACGAGCCAAUACAGAUUAUGACUACUGCUKACCUUGAUAAGGGAAAAGCAAGUGGUCAAGUUGAGUUCCGUCAUACAGAGCUACCAGAUCCACUACAUAAAGGAAAUCUUCUUCUCAAAGACCUCGAUAUCACUAUAAACAGCGGAGARACUCUAGCUAUGGUAUUGAUGGAUUAUGAGACACGUAACCCACURGAAAUGUUGCUGGAAAGAUACUAUGACCCUUCUUAUGGUCAUGUGUUCAUGGAUGGCCGAGAUCUUCGGGCUUGUGAUCUUCGAUGGCUUCGUUACCAAAUAGCUGUUGUUUCACCACGGUCUUUCCUGCCUCAGCACUCAGUUGGUAAAAACAUAGCGUAUGGUAACAAUACAAGAGUUGUGCCCAUGCAGGACAUCGUGGACGCAGCUUAUUCAGCUAACGCACAUUAUUUUAUCAUGAGACUUCCAAAGGGAUAUGAAACCAUACCUGAUGAUGAAGGAAUGCACUUGACAUGCAGCGAAAUGAUGCGAAUAUCCAUUGCAAGAGCAAUAGUUAGAAACCCUGCUAUACUAAUCAUUGAAGAAUUAGAGAACACUGAUCAGGAAUUAGAAGAAGCUUUAGAAAACUUGAUGAGUGGAAGAACUUGCUUAGUGGUUGCCAAGCAACGAAAGACGCUUGAUACCGCUGAUAAGGUGGCUCUAGUUUACCACGGGCGCGUCCUUGAGCAGGGGAGCAGGCAGGAAUUAUUAGCCCGACCGUCUUUGCUCUCGAUUCUCACCGGACAUCAGGCUUUAAUGCAUUGAUUUUUUAUCAAAUUUCAUUUUUUAUAUAAACUAGAACAAAGAAAGACAAGAAACACUCGAUUCAGUCAAAAUGAUCUUCUGUUUCCUGAAUUUCUCUUAGUCGACACAUAUGAAAGACGACAUAAAAUAAAAAUUUGGAUUAUUUUUGUUAUUAUAUUUUUAUAAUCACGCUUUAUGUAAAUAAAAUGGUUA